CUUGCUAGGGUCCUUUACGAUACCCGAGACCAACCUCAUGUCCCCGACCCGACGGCUCGCUCCUUGUUUUGAUCUGUAAUACGGUUUAUAUAACCUUCAUAACUUCGUCAUGGAUCCAGGUGCCGGUCCCCCUCCCGGUGGGUGUGUGGCGGUCGGCCCCGGCGGGCCGGAGGAGUUCACGGCGGUGAAGAGCAGGCGGAGCUCCAAGCGGAGACACGACCCGGGUAUGGACUGCGAGGCGGCGGUCAAACGGCCUCACUUCCCCCCGUUGUCCGGGGACAAGCUGAAGGGCGGUGCGGACGAGCUGCGGAAGGUGGCGGUCCCGGCCAACAGGUACACCCCCCUUAAAGAGAACUGGAUGAAGAUCUACACCCCCAUCGUGGAGAACCUCCAGCUGCAGGUUCGCUUCAACCUCAAGACCCGCAACGUGGAGAUCAAGACCUGUAAGGAUACUCUGGACAUCGGGGCGCUCACCAAGGCUUCGGACUUCGUCAAAGCCUUCGUGCUGGGGUUCCAGGUGGAGGAUGCGCUGGCACUCAUCCGGUUAGAUGAACUCUUCCUGGAGACUUUUGAUGUAACAGACGUGAAGCCCCUGAAAGGAGACCACCUCUCCCGAGCCGUGGGGAGGAUCGCCGGGACCGGCGGGAAAACCAAGUUCACCAUCGAGAACGUGACCAAGACCCGCAUCGUGCUGGCUGACACUAAGAUCCACCUGUUGGGAUCCUUCCAGAACAUCAAGAUGGCGCGGACGGCCAUCUGCAACCUGAUCCUUGGAAGUCCACCUUCAAAGGUUUACGGGAACAUCAGGACGGUGGCCAGCCGGACGGCCGAGCGCUUCUGAUCCCCGAUUGGCUGAUCUCUGCAUCGUCCUCUUCCUGAUUGGCUGCUGGGAGGUUCUCCUUCCAGAUCAGACCGUUCUGACAUUUGGACCAGAGUCUGAAGACCCCCCCCCCCGGACUCUGUGGUUCACCGCCAUCAUCAUGGAAAUAGAUGUUGAUGGGACUGUUAUCCCAAAGGCGAUGGGGAGAAGAUCAAAAAUGGCCACACAGUGUAUGCUCCUGUUUGGAAACAUAAGUUAAUGUAAAUAAAUGAAAGCCCCCUGAAUGAACUGUUGAAACAGGAUGUUGAUGAAUAGUACUCGAAUAAACCGGAAACUCAUGAA
Molecule: messenger RNA, 1162 nt
Organism: Gadus macrocephalus (Pacific cod)
Lineage: Eukaryota; Metazoa; Chordata; Actinopteri; Gadiformes; Gadidae
Gene: pno1
Product: partner of NOB1 homolog
Exons: 7
Coding region: 110-841 (243 amino acids)
Cellular component (GO): nucleolus
Molecular function (GO): RNA binding
Source: RefSeq, a predicted model, not a curated record